AUGGUAACUCCGUCGAUGGAACCUCCUCAACUAACCCGUCGUUGGGCAAAAGUGACAUUGGAGAACAAAACAGGAGAUGUCUUCAAAAUGCAAGUACUUCAUGAGUACACUGGAGAACAAACCAACGAUUCGGAUUGGCAUGUGUUCGCACCAGAUGAGAAGAAGACGAUGUUUGAAAAAGUAUAUUAUAAUACUGGAAUCUUCACAACUGGAGUCGAUAACUGGAAGGUUCAUGGAACUAAAAUGGUUUUGUACGAAGGAUCGGAUGGUAAAGGGAUCAAAGUUAUCGGAAAAGUAUGGAUAGAUGGGAUUCCAUAUAGAAGUUGGCAUGGAUUAUUUGCUCAAUGGAAGAAGCAUACAUUGAGAGCAGAAGAUGAUGGACAAGAGACAAUCAUCCGAGUGUAUCCGUCAGAAGUUCAAUUCAUUUCUCCAAGUGGAAGAUCUGUUACUCAGUGGUAUAGGAUUGGAGAAGAUAUUGGAAAGCUUUGA
This is a messenger RNA of Caenorhabditis remanei, 489 nucleotides long. RefSeq lists its product as uncharacterized. Lineage: Eukaryota; Metazoa; Nematoda; Chromadorea; Rhabditida; Rhabditidae. The coding region runs from base 1 to 489 and encodes 162 amino acids. The record is from RefSeq and is a predicted model, not a curated record. The transcript has 2 exons.